Molecule: messenger RNA, 3818 nt
Organism: Physella acuta
Lineage: Eukaryota; Metazoa; Mollusca; Gastropoda; Physidae
Product: UTP--glucose-1-phosphate uridylyltransferase
Biological process (GO): UDP-alpha-D-glucose metabolic process
Molecular function (GO): UTP:glucose-1-phosphate uridylyltransferase activity
Source: RefSeq, a predicted model, not a curated record
AUGUUGGAGAUCAGUUUUUUUUUUAAAAAUCGAUGUUGUGGUAAAUAGGGUUUUUACAGUAGUAUAAAAUCACGUGACCACCCAGAUGGAUGCAAGCGAAGAAAAAAAAAAUAUUACCUCUGCACUGGGACUGUCACAGCAAGUAGGAAGUCCCCGAGUUACGGGACCUAAGUUUAGCAGACGGCAGAUAGGAGAGAUAUUCUUUUCAUGCCAUGUCGUGGUGUGGUGAUUGACAGGCGCCUGGAAGGUUAUCUUUGCUUUAGUACCUGCAUGUCUCUCAAUGAUCAGGUGUUAGGUGUUGUUACAUUUCUGCUGGCCACCGCUGGUCGCUAUAUGCUGCGGGCCACUCUGUCACCACUGAGUUGGCCACUAUAAGCCAGAAGUAUUGGCCACAAUGGAUUUACUUAAUCUGCGAAGUAUUACCCAGACCAGCUAUGCUAAAGGACAUAGGCGUACUCCGAGUGACAUCGAGUUUAGGGAUGCCAUGCGGAAAGAUGCUCAGUUUGCUAUGAACAAAGAGCUCAACAAACUUCUUACGACUGCACCACCAGGUUUACAGGAGAAAACUCGCAAGGAGUUUGAUGGCUUUGAAAUACUAUUUGGAAGAUUUCUCCGAGAAUCAGGACCAUCUGUGGAAUGGGACAAACUAAAACUAUUGCCCCCAGAAGCUAUCCGCAAGUACAGCUCACUAGACACCCCAGACAAGAACAGUGUGAAGGAACUUCUGGGGAAGCUGGUUGUGAUAAAGUUGAAUGGAGGUCUGGGUACCAGCAUGGGCUGCACCGGUCCAAAGAGUGCAAUACAAGUACGCAAUGAGCUGACCUUCCUUGAUUUGAAUGUUCAACAAAUUGAGCACCUUAACAAAACUUAUGAUGUAGAUGUGCCUCUUGUCCUAAUGAACUCAUUCAAUACUGAUGAGGACACUCAAAAAAUCCUAAGGAAAUACAGUCAAAUCAAAGUCAGUAUUGUCACUUUUAACCAGAGCAGAUAUCCGAGAAUCAACAGAGAUACUCUUAUGCCAGUUCCGAGAAGUUUUGGGGAGGAAUCUAUUGAAGGGUGGUAUCCACCUGGACACGGUGACGUCUACAACUCCUUGUACAACUCUGGUCUCCUAGACAAGUUUAUCAACGAGGGCAAAAAGUACAUCUUUAUAUCCAACAUUGAUAACAUGGGAGCCACAGUGGACCUUAACAUCUUGGGUUUUCUCCUCAAUACUCCAGAACUUGAGGCACCAGAAUUUGUGAUGGAAGUUACAGACAAAACAAGAGCUGAUGUCAAGGGUGGUACGUUGAUUGAAUAUGAAGGAAAGCUCAGACUUUUAGAAUACGCCCAAGUUCCAUCUGACCACGUUGAUGAAUUCAAAAGUGUCAGUAAAUUCAAGAUCUUUAAUACCAAUAAUCUGUGGAUAAGUUUACCUGCUAUCAAGAGAAAUGUUGAAGAGGGAACAUUGCACAUGGAAAUCAUCGUCAACCCAAAGACAUUAGACAAUGGUAUGAAUGUUAUCCAGCUGGAAACUGCUGUUGGUGCUGCCAUUAAAAGCUUUGAGAGGGCUGUGGGUAUCAAUGUGCCACGUAGUCGUUUCUUGCCUGUCAAGACAACCUCUGAUCUUUUGAUAGUGAUGAGCAACUUGUAUGCCAUGAGGACAGGGGCCCUGGAAAUGUCACCCAAAAGGUCAUUUCCCAGUGUGCCUUUAGUCAAGCUUGGCCACCAGUUCUCAAAGGUGAAAGACUUCUUAAACCGUUUUGCCAGCAUUCCUGACUUGCUUGAACUAGAUCACCUGACAGUGGCAGGUGAUGUCAACUUUGGGAAAAAUGUCAGUCUCAGGGGCACUGUGAUCAUCAUAGCUAACCACGGUGAAAAAAUUGACAUUCCCAUGGGGUCUAUACUUGAGAACAAGAUUGUAUCUGGCAACCUCAGGAUCCUGGACCAUUAACCCUCUACGGAGAAGUCAGCAACAUUUAUGUCAUGCAUUGCCCAACACUAUCAUCACCAGAGUUAGAUUUCAUUAACCCUUACCAGGGCAGUAAAAUCAGCACGAGCCGUGUCAUGCCCUAGAUGAAGCCUCACCAGAGUUAGAUUCCCUGCUAAUUUGUGAGUCCACUUAGAGCAGUGGAGCUGGCUGCUGUGGGUUGUUUAGUUAGAUUAAAUUAUGACGACAACAGUAUUAUAGGCUGAGUGCUGUGUUUUUUUUCCCAUCAAUUAAUGUAAGUAAACAUUGUAGAAUGUUGUACACAAACUGGAUCAUCUUGAAACAAGCACAAACAUCAAGUAAACAUCAGCUUGUAAAAUAUUACAUAAUUUAUUGUUAAUUGACAUUAGUAUGUCUUAAUUAUUAUCUAGGUACGUGUUUACUUUUAAUUAAAUCGAUUCAUUCAAAUGUUAUCACUGAAAAAUUGUUUAAAUAUCACAUUCUUAAAUCAUAUGUAUUUUUGUUUAAGCCAUUGUAUAAAAAUGCAUCAAAAUAAAUCUUGUUUAUUAUGUGUAAAAUUAGCUAAUAGGAUAAAUUAAUUGAACUGAUGUUUCAGAAAUGCUUUCUAAUUUAGUGAUUGAUAUUUUGUUGUGUGGGCAGUAGGUUCAGUAAAUUAUGUUUGUAUAAUUCUACUUAUUGAAUCUGUUUUCUUACAGAACUCACAGGUUCCAUUUAUUUUAGUACCCAGAUAUAUUUACAUGUUAUCAAAUAACAAUUAUAACAAAAGAGGGAUUGUUGUUACCUCUGGAUUAAAAGAAAUUAACCAAAUGAAAUAUUUAUUCAUACUGUAUGAACCAAAGUUUUGGUCAAAUUUAUUUUUCUUGCUUUUCAAUCCCAUUUGAAAUAUUCUUUUUAGUUAUGGACUCGCUAAAUAAGAUUUAAGUUAACCAUGGUUUUGAAUUCAGUUUGACUGAAGACUAGUUAACCAUUUAUCUAUUUACAUUUUUUCUGUGAUAUUACUAGUGAGAUUUUUUUAGUUAACAGUGGGGUGGUUUUCCUAAUUUAAAAAUAUGGGGUAUCACAAAAUACUGGAUUUAAUUAUUUUUUUUUUUUUUUUUUUUUUUUUGCAUUUUUAUUUUUUCUGGUAUAAUUGCUUGUGGUGUAAAACAAUUAAAAUAAGUCGAUCAGGUUUCUGCAGUUUGCUUUCUUGACUUUCAUUUCUUUCUACUUGUUUGAGUUCUUAUUUGGUUUGCUGUAUAUCCAUCUAUAAUAUUUUUAUAAUUUACUUGUCCUUUUUUUUCAGGAUAGCUCUUUUAAAAAAUGUUUUGCCAUGUCAUUUAAAUUAACAAGCAUAAAAACAGACUUUAUAAUAUAUUGUUGAGUCCUCUCUGUGCAACUGGCACUUGAGAACUUUCAGGCAUGCAAUGCAUAUGAGAGGCUGUUCUCAGGUUCCCAUGUAUUAUUUUCUAUUGUACUCUGGCAGAAUUUUGUCCACUUAGCAUACUGUUCCCAGAAGACAAAUACAAAUGAAUACAUUAAAGCUUUGGGUCUGGAUUUUUUUAGCUUUUUUUUCCUGCUUUAUGUAGAACAAUCUUUUUGUGCAUGAAUCUCCAUUAGAGUUGAAUCACUUCACCCCUUCCCCUCAGUUUAUGUAAUCAACUUUUAAGUCAAGUGAUAGGUAAAUUUGAGAUGAUAAAGCAAGCAGAUCUGAACAAACUGGAAAACUACAUGUCAGGUUGUCUAAAGAAACUGCAUGCUUUGUCUGUUUGUUGUAUUUUGAGAAAAAAAAGCAAAUGACAUAGUAAAAUGUGUUUAAUACAUGUAAAUAUGUCAUUGUUGUGUAAAUGACACACAGAUGCAUAUAUAUACAGAUACUAGUAUUUUAAAGUAAUAAAAAUAUCGAAACUCA